Molecule: messenger RNA, 1362 nt
Organism: Symbiodinium necroappetens
Lineage: Eukaryota; Dinophyceae; Suessiales; Symbiodiniaceae
Source: the annotation of a GenBank genome assembly
AUGACUCCCUGCAACCAAGCGCGAUUCGUCGUCGCCUCCAGUUGGCAGGAAGUGCGGGCAGCGCCGCGGCCGACAUGGUGCAGGCCGCGUUGGCCACGUCCCCGGCCUCGUGCAAGCUUAGUGGCGAGACCGUUUCGGCAGUGGUUGAUGGAGGUGCAAGAAGGUGCACAGCAGCUGGCUGCAAGCAGCAAGAAUCUGCAGACGGUGGACGACCUGAUGGGGAGCCUGCGGCGUAAUCCCAGCAUGAGGCGAUGGAUUUGCGGGAUUGUCUGUGCAUGCAUCGCGCUGUACAGCUUGAUCCCUGCCGUCCCUUUAUUGGCAUUGCAAGUUGAGGACUGGCAGUCUUUGAAUCAGGAAAGCUUUGAGAACACGCUUCGUCUGCUCCAGACAGACUAUGGAGGGAGCAAGAGCAUGUAUUUUUUGUGCUUUCUGCUGAACAAAUUGCCGUGGAACUUGGGAUUUCCGCCCGCAUCUGACAUUCAAGCUGCUGCCUCUGCAAUGUUUGGCUCUGUGAUUUCGGGAUCCGUGUUAGCAGCGAUUUUCGACACGGCUGCUGCGGUUGUGUUCUUCUUUGUAGGCCGAUUCCUGUGCCGCUUGACGACGCAGGGCAAGCAAUCUCCCACGAUGCUUGCUCUUGAUGCUGGUCGCAAAUUGGCAGAGGAGGACGGGCUUCGGCUGGUGCUUCUGCUCCAGCUGGGCUUUGGCCCUGGAGCGCCAGAUGGUGCAAUCUCAGUGGGAAUGGGAGCUCUCGGGGUGAGUCCGUCGAAGUUUGUCCUGGGCCAUGGAUUUGGUGCAUUGAAGUGGUCUUUGGAACUCGUAUCUUCAGGUGCAGCCAUGUCACUGUCCACACUUCCGACAAACGGCUUGCAGGUCGAGCUCUUCACACUUCUGCAGCUUGUCCUUGCCGUCGCAUCUGCCGUGGCGAUGACAUUCCUGACCUUCGACCUACUGGAUCAGUUCCUUGGACGCUUGUCUGCACGGCACGCUUCCACUUGGCCUUCCGUUGAGCCCGUGGAUGUGUGGUGCACCCUGCCAACGGUCGACCUAGCCAGCAUGAAAGCUCCUCCGACCGAGCCUUGCUUGGUUUCGGGCUACAAGGUGCCCUUUGCCCUUCAGUCGCUCGAUGACCUCCUGGAUCCGAGGUACCCGUGUGGGGACCACCCGGCACUGAUGAUGUAUUCUCCAACUGGCACUUUCUCAUCUUAUGCCGUCGAGCGAGAAGUUGUGCAGCAUGCAGAUGGUCUCCGCUUUGCGGACGGUUCGCCCGAACGGCCAGCUCACGUGCAUCGCAUGGAAGACUUUGGCGACAAUACAUCCCGCAACUGCGGACGGCCAGAUCAGAUCGAGUGGCUUUUCGUUUGA